UACAUCCUAACAGUGGCGGCUGUGGACAAUCCGGAUAUAUUCUAUCCUCUACCAUGUACGUGGAACUUUCAGUUGCGUCGUGAAGUUGGUAUUUCAAAAUGCCCCACCACUUGGAGUCAUUCAAACAGUUCGGGUGUUCAAGAUCCGCACAUUAUUCACGCCAGUAUGGCCAGUAAAUUGGAGACGAACUUCACUCUUGAAGAGCCAACAUUUCUAGCUAAAAAUGUUCACGAUCUCAUCAAGCGAUAUGUAUUUCACCGAAGUCGAUUUAAUAUCAUGAAUGGCUAUGAGUUCCGCCACGAUCCCAUCAAAGUUCCACAAUUUUCAUUUUCAAAGGCGAUGGAGAGUCAUCAUUCGAGUGGAAAGUUAAUGAGUUCUCGGUCCAUCUGUCCUUCACAGGGGGAUAGACUUCAAUCUAUUUGUCAUUCACUGGAUACGUUCACAUUUACAACCAAUCAUCGAAUUCAUCCUCAUUUUGCCAGCCAAGAUCACAACUCUCUUACCAGACACACCUCCGGUGUGUCACUUGCGAUUUCUCUGAAUAUUAAGGACAUUUCCAAAAUGACUGAACUCGCCAAUCAAUGGACAGGUUGGCUGAGCGUGGCUGUUUACGGUACAGAUGGAGAGACCAUUGCACUACUCAAAUUUCUAAAUACGUUUGAGCCCAUUGGAGAGGGGAGGGCGAAUAUCUUCUUCCAUUAUGUAUACCAAAAUGAUUCUUUUCUGGAGAGAGUUGCGUUGCAUAAUGUUGCUGUUACUUACGCGCCAACUCAAACGGUUCUGCUAGUACCAAAUCUGGAUGUUGAUUUUUCCUCACUAGAAACCUUGGCUAAUAGUAUUUUGGUGAAAUCCCAGUCCCCAAAUGCCAUUUUAAUGGCAUCCAACUUCGAUGACCAGUGCACCGCUUUCCGUAAUCAUCUUUGCGCCAUCACUCUCGAUAGAAUUAAGACCCGAGACAUGAACUUCACAGAGAGCAUUCAGGGAUUGAUGAUUCAAACUGGGAGCUCUCUGUUACCGGAGGAGGCGGCUCAUUUUGACAAACAAACCCAAUUUCUUGCACUUAUCGCAAAUUCAUUAUCUGAUUAA
Messenger RNA from Rodentolepis nana, 1086 nucleotides. Lineage: Eukaryota; Metazoa; Platyhelminthes; Cestoda; Cyclophyllidea; Hymenolepididae. The record is from the annotation of a GenBank genome assembly.